AUGAUGAACACGGUCCGCCGCCAUCUGGCUACUCCCGUGGAUCCCUCGCGCGAGAAAGAGUACGCUUUCGAAAUGGCCGCGUCUAGUAUUCGUUUCGGUCCCGGUUCUACCAAGGAGGUCGGCAUGGACUUCAAGAAUAUGGGCGCCAAGCGCGUGUGCAUUGUCACCGAUUCCAAUGUCACCAAGCUCGAUGCUAUGAAGCAAGCGGUGGAGGGUCUGACUAAGGAGGGAAUCGCAUUCACCAUCUAUGACAAGGUUCGGACUGAGCCUAAGGACAGCUCAAUCAGAGAUGCCAUUGCGUUUGCCAAGCCCUAUAAACCCGACGCAUUUCUCGCAGUUGGCGGCGGAUCUGUCAUUGACACCGCAAAGCUCAUGAACCUAUAUAACGCUUACCCCGAAGCCGACUUCCUUGACUUCGUCAACGCCCCUUUGGGCAAGGGUCUUCCCGUCGACAAGCCUCUGCUCCCUCUGGUCGCCGUGCCCACAACAGCAGGCACGGGCUCCGAAACAACAGGAACCGCGAUCUUCGACCUCGUCUCGAAGAAGGCAAAGACAGGAAUUGCCCACCGCAACUUGAAGCCCACACUCGGAAUUUGCGAUCCGCUCAACACCCGCACCAUGCCAUCCGCCGUUCACGCCGCAUCAGGCUUAGAUGUGCUCUGCCACUCCCUUGAAUCCUGGACCGCUAUCCCAUACUACGAGCGUACCCCCCACCCGACAAACCCCAUCAACCGACCCGCCUACCAGGGCGCAAAUCCCAUCUCAGAUAUCUUCUCCCUUCACGCCCUCCGCAGCACCGUCAAAUAUCUCCCCCGUGCAGUCCGCGACCCAGAUGACCACGAAGCGCAGUCUCAAAUGCUUCUUGCCGCUACGCUAGCAGGAAUUGGCUUCGGAAAUGCAGGUGUGCAUCUUUGCCACGGCAUGAGUUACCCAAUUUCAAGCCAGAACCCUGGGUACAAGCAUAGCGGAUAUGAGGUCGAUCAUCCCAUCAUUCCCCACGGUGUUUCCGUCGCAGUCACAGCACCCGCUGUGUUCAAGUUUACCGCGGCCUCUAAUCCUGAUCGUCAUCUUGCUGCUGCGGAGGCAUUCGGUGUUGAUAUUUCGAACGUCAAGCGGGAGAGCGCAGGUGAGGUUCUCGGCGCUGCGAUCGCUGAAUUCUUGGCUUCUUUGGGUGAUCAGCCUCGCGGUCUUAAGGAUCUGGGCUUCAAGGCUUCGGACUUGGAGGGCCUUGUUGAGGGUACCCUUCCGCAGAGACGAGUCCUUAUGCUUGCGCCUAACUUGAGUGAGGAGCUUCAGGCUGAAAAGGGAGAGCUAAGAAGUCUCUUGGAAGAGUCUUUCGACUACUGA
Messenger RNA from Penicillium cosmopolitanum, 1347 nucleotides. RefSeq names its product hydroxyacid-oxoacid transhydrogenase. Lineage: Eukaryota; Fungi; Ascomycota; Eurotiomycetes; Eurotiales; Aspergillaceae. The coding region runs from base 1 to 1347 and encodes 448 amino acids. The transcript has 3 exons. The record is from RefSeq and is a predicted model, not a curated record. Gene Ontology annotation, cellular component: mitochondrion. Gene Ontology annotation, molecular function: alcohol dehydrogenase (NAD+) activity; metal ion binding.